Diospyros lotus (date-plum) is the source of this 802-nucleotide messenger RNA. RefSeq lists its product as uncharacterized. The coding region runs from base 80 to 547 and encodes 155 amino acids. Lineage: Eukaryota; Viridiplantae; Streptophyta; Magnoliopsida; Ericales; Ebenaceae. The record is from RefSeq and is a predicted model, not a curated record. The transcript is spliced from 3 exons.
AGGAAACCGACCCGGCCCGGGCCUCUGAUGGCCGUUCCGGUCGACGUUGAAAAAGAAUAGCGAAGUGGAAGGAAAGGCUAUGGAGAAGGAAAAGGGCGAAGGAAGCGAGAGAUGGAGGGCGGCGAUCGCGAAUCUGUCGGAGAUGGCGUCGAAUCUGGACUCACUUCAGAAGCUACUCAUCAAGAAAGCCGUUUUCGUCGACGAAGACACCUUUGCCAAGGCCUCUCUCACCUCCCAGCAAGCCCGUACCAUCAAGGCGCUUGAACAAAGAGUGGAGACAUUAGAAAGAGAACUUGAUGCUGCCAUUUCUGCUUCUGCUCAUGCUCGAAUUGAGAAAAGACAGGCUGAGGCAGCACAAAAAGCUGCUGAACUUCGUGCACAAGAGGUCACAAAGGAGCUUGAGAACACCACCAAGGUGUUCGAAUUACACAUGGAAGAGUUACGCGCAAAGCAAGAAGAGAUUUAUAAGCGAGAUAAUGAAAUUAAGCUGCUUGAAGCUAUAAUUCAAACACUUGGGGGCAAAGAGUCACUAUCGACAAGGGGGUAAGGCAAGUGAGAAUAAUCACCGGCGCUGUAAAUUUUUUUGUUUAAUGUUGCUUAACAAGAAUAUUCUAGUGGAUCUUGGAAUGUUAUUCGUUCCGCUUCUUUCUCAUGAAGCGUGGGCAAGUAUUUCCCAUUGUUUUGAAUGACUAAAUGUAGCUUUCCUUCAUGGAUGGCUUCGUCUGAGUUCUUCUUUUGUAUAAUGUGAACGAUGAAUGAAUUGAAUUAUGUGAUCUCCGGGUGAAGCGUCUCUUUGCAGAUA